UCCCUUCGCCGGCGCCACGCCCCGCGGUACCGAGCCCUCUUCCUCCGGGCGCUUCUGUCGCUCUCGGUAGCCUCGAAAGCCGGGGGACUCUUUUUCUGGCGGAUGGAUUCGUCGUGACCACUCACCAAGCCCCACAAAUAUAUGAAGAAGGAAGGGAAAGCAUCCCUGAACACCCGUAUCUCUUUGAGACUGAUGUAGAGAUCUGUUUCAUUGGUGGUAGUUGCAAAAGUCCCGUUGAAAGAUUUUGGAAUGGAAACAAUGUAUAUAUUUUGCAGAAAGCAAGACACAAUGAAGAAAGUGACCUAAUGGAAGAAUCAAAAAUGGAUGAGGCUCUUUAUGCCUCUGAGCUUUUACCAACAGAGAGUUCCAGACCAGUGGCUCUUUCUGUCAGAAGAGCAAAGCAGUUGAUUUCCUUAUAUACGAUGGUACAAAAUCCAAACAUGACCCAUUUGAAGAUAAGUGAACCAGUUGCGCUUCCUCCCCUCUGGAUAAGGUGUGAUGGUUCUGAUCCUGAGCAUACCUGUUGGCUUGGAGCUGAGCCUCUCAAAGAUGGAAACACAGUCACAGGGAUCAAUUUAUAUAUGGUUACAUGUGACGGUCCUACAGCUGAUAAAACCCGUUUUGCAAACCUGGAAGAGCUCAAAAUGGCACACAAAAAGAAACAUCAUUCAUCUACUGUGAUGACAAAAGGAUUUGCUCAGUAUGAACUCAUUAAAGGUGCUGCAAUAGAGGACACAAUUGUAGAAUCUGACAGCAAUAUCUAUGUCGAUAUCACAUGGAAUACUGUAGAUAAGAUUCUGGAGAUGCCCCCACUAACUUCAGCUGCAACGCUGAAUAUUGCACUGGAGUCUGGGGACCCCAGAAGUCCUGUAUAUCAGCUAUAUAGAGAACUGCAGUUUCUCCUUGCUCUGGCUGAGGGUUUGAAGACGGGUGUGACUGAGUGGCCUGAGCCAUUAGAGUCUGAAUCGGCUGUUGAACUGGUCCGGGAAUUUCUGACUGAUUUAAAGAAGAAGCUGGUUGGAUAUUGUGUAUCUGGAAACAAGAAUGAAAUGGAGAAAAUCAAAUGUGACACAGCUGCGGUGGACAGUUCAAUAAAAUCAAUCUUCAGUGAGCGAGGAGACCUGGAUUUUGCUGAACAAUUGUGGUGCAAAAUGAGAAGUGUCAGUUCCCAUCAGGAGUUGAUAGAGUGUUUCACGCUGAUCUUAAAAUCCCUGGAACAUGGUGAAAUACAGCCGUGGAUUCAUCAAGGGAGUUGCAGUUUGCUAAGUAAAUUGAUUCAACAGUCUUAUCAUGGAAAGAUAGAGGUUGUUUCCCUCAGUGGCAUCACUCCAAUUCAAAUGCUGUUGGAGAUUGGUUUGGAUAAGAUGAAGAAGGAUUAUGUCAGUUUUUUCAUAGGCCAGGAACUUGCAACAUUAACCUACUUGGAUUACUUCACUUCCACAUCAGUAGAUCUACAAGAACAAGUUCAUCGUGUUCAAAAGCUUCACCAUAUACUGGAAAUAAUGGUCAGCUGUACAGUCUUACUUCAGUUUAAACAUGAGAACCUCUUCCCUUUGACACAAAUUUGCAUGAAGUAUUAUAAGGAAAACCCUCUGAAUGAGAAGCAUGUGUUUCAACUGCCGAUCAGAACAGCUCUUGUCAAGAAGUUCUAUCAAAAUGAUCACCCAGAAAUAUGGAAGGUGGACAUAAGUAGCACGCAUGGACUGAAGGAGGCUAAAACAACGUGGCUAGUUAGUACUAAUCCUACAGUUGAACAUAUGACAUCAAACAAUACAGGUCUCUUGUUUGAUUCCACAGUUAAUGGAAGCAGUGAAGAAAGAACGUAUUUUAUUACAGUGGCUCAGUGCAGUCAGGUGCAUUUCACUUAAAUGCAUGUUACUCUACAGGCAGGCACUUGAAAGGUACAGUAAAGGGGAAAGUUCAGUAUUGUCUCUGUUCCAGCAGUAUAUUUAGAAACACUCUGAUUUGAGGAACAGUACAUCUUACUGAGUUAUUUGCUUUAGAAUGCUUGAAGUGUGACAUAUAUCAGCCAUAAUUCAUCUGUAGGCAUCUAGUUUGUUUAUAAAUGUUGUGCAAUUAUGAAUGUACAGUGUAAUUAUUUUGAAAAUAUAGGACUUAUUUUUGUUCAUGUAUUUACAAACAUUCAAUAAAGUUCUGCACUUUAGGGUUUUAAAUUUUAUUUUUAUUCGUUAAGAAUGCAAUCAGACACUGUUCAAAGUGUGAAUUCUCUUAACCCAACAGAACAAGCAAUAUUGUCAUGUUUUCGUGGUGUCAGGUGACAUUUCAUCAUCCAGAUAUUUUUGGAAAGCUGUUCAUCCAGGGCAUUGUGAACUUCUGACAGUUUGAUUUUCAUUGUUUCUGGAUCUAUAUUUUGGAGUAUUCUUGGAUAUGCUUCUCUCUCCUCUUCAAAUUAAUUUUUUUUUUUUUCCCUCAAUGCAAAGUGAGUUAUUCUAACAGUGUUGUCUUGUAUACUUUUGCAUAAUUUUCUGAAAAAAAUGUUCAGUAUAAUUGGCUGGGCAUAAUCAUUUAAUAUGUUGGGAUGACAGUUGUAUAUGUUCUUAUGUUGAUUAGACAGUGUAUGUACUGUUUUGGCAGUGUAAUUUUAAACAAUUACCUGGCAUAGUAUAUGCUGAUUGAAAAACGUGAGACAGAAGGAUUUCGCAUAAAAGAAUCUAUUAACUAUUGAUAAGUAAGAAUAAGGAAAACCCCAGUGUUUAUGCUUUGUAAAAACUAUACGUUUUUGUAAUUUCUGGUUUCUCCUCAGUCCGUCUUAUUUCUUAUCCCUUUCCUAAUAUUACAUAUAAUAACUAUCGGUUUAAUAGUUAGCCCUUGAAGAGAAGCUAAGAACAAGGUAUUUUUUUGGAAUGAUGUUAUUAUCAUACUCUGCAUUCAGCAUGUGCACAUGCAGUGUUGAAAAUACAGUGCAAGCUAAAUAGGAAACUUGUUUGUUGCUUCUCUUUAAAGUAAUAAUUUCAAGCACAACAGGAGGACAAUAUAACCAGAUGGCCAUAUUCUGGAACAAAUUCCUUAUAAUCAUGUACUAUACUUGUUCCUACCUGCAGUAGAAGUGAAUCUGAGGUGGAAUAUUACAUUCUGUAAGUGUCUGGAUUACCCAUAAUAGACAUUUCUGUGUGUAAUAUAUUAUAAAGUCAUAUGAGGUAAACCUAGUUCCCUCUAAACGAAACUAGAGAAAUAAGAGUCCUUGGUUUAAAUCUGACUCAGCGGUUGUCAUCUUUGAUUAAUCACUUCAAAUAAUUCUUCUCCACACCUAGAUAGUAAGGCUAUAUUAUCCUAACUUUUAGACAUGAAUAAUAAGUUAAUGCUUAAACAGUGCUUUUGGAAUAUUUAAAUCCUUUUCUAUUUUAAAAUUAUGUGACUGUCUCUCAACUAGCAUUUUCAUGCUAAUUAAAACCUAUUGAUGAACAGACUGAAAUGAGAAUUUGCAAACAGUUUUUAUCACUUGAAAUUUGUACUGGCAAGAUUUGAAUCACUUCAAUCUUAGCUAACUAUUUUUCUGGUGAACAAAAUGUAUAGUAGUUUUCAAAAUAAUAAGAAACGAAAUCUGCUACUUACAUUUUCUUUCUGCAUUAUUUUCUACUAAUUUCAUUUUGGGUGUUGAUAAAUUUAAAUUGUUUUGGGAACUGAAUAGAAAAAACUGUAAAAAGUGCUAGGUGGACAGGUGAAGUAAUAUUUCUUUAUCCUUAUAAUGGUAUAAAAAGAGGCACCUGUGGUAAACUUUAACUAAUAUAAUAAACUGGUUGCAUUUUA
Molecule: messenger RNA, 3768 nt
Organism: Tyto alba (common barn owl)
Lineage: Eukaryota; Metazoa; Chordata; Aves; Strigiformes; Tytonidae
Gene: ZWILCH
Product: zwilch kinetochore protein
Exons: 18
Coding region: 306-1868 (520 amino acids)
Biological process (GO): protein localization to kinetochore; mitotic spindle assembly checkpoint signaling
Cellular component (GO): RZZ complex
Source: RefSeq, a predicted model, not a curated record